GUGAUCAGAUAUGGCAGCUUUCAGGAGCCAGUGUCUGAUUGGCUGUUGCUAAGAUACGGGCUAUCCGCCAUCAUUGUAAACAGCCUGGCUUGAAGGGGGAGUUUGGUGUAGCUGAAGGGAGAUGGCAAAGUUGCAAAAGGAAACGGUUAGUAUGCCUCCUCCUGGAAAAUGGACCUGGAACAGUGAAACACAAACCCUGGAGUUCACUUGUUUCAACAUCUCUGCUGGGAUUAAAAAGAAGAGAAAAGCCUCAAAAACACCUUCAAACCAAGAGCUUGUUAGGGAACAUCUAGUAAAAAUUUCACAAUGCAAGUCUUCAGCCAAAGGAGGGAGCUCUGGUCUGAGGAAGAGUGUGGGACUUGCUGAGCUGAACGCCUACAAGACUGCUGCAGAAGGCUCACAGAGGCAGUCGAUCACCAUUGAGGAUAUAAAACAAGUGGCAGUCUCGUUAAUGCAGGAGAAUGAAGCACUGCCCAUUCCACUUUACUUUUUGACUGUGAUUAAGAGUAAGGAGCUGGAUGAGUUUCUGGCUGGUCUUUUGCUGUACCUGCACUGCCUCUGGCAGAGGAAGGCUCUGGAGGAGAAGUCCAAGCCCCUCAUGGUGGAGCAGAGUAUGACAGAGCAGCAGAUGAAAGCAGAAGCAAGCAUUAAACUGGAGCUGGCCAAGAAGCACCUGGCCAUCUGUUACUCCAGUCUGGUGCUGGGGCAGGGUCUCUCCCAACAGCACCACAUGGCCUGUGGCAGGAGCAGGGUGUCGUCCACUUACAGAGACAGGCAUCUGUAUGAGUGUCUGUACAGCUUCUUCUGCUAUGUGGCAUGGGUCACCUUUGGAAGGCAGGAUCUAAAGGGCAUUCAGACUGAAAUUGGUCGCUUGCUACGUCCUGACACAUUCAAUCCUGCCCUGAGGGCUCAAAGCAAUGGACCAGAGGAAGAAGAGGAGGAGCAAGAGAUCACCCAGAAAGAGAGUCAGAGACCCGAGACCAUCCCAAGCAUCAGGAAGUCUCGGCACAGGCCGGGCCUAAUCUCUAUGUUGACCCGGUGCUCUCCUGUCAUGAUGUCCAUCCUGCCUUCCACACAAGACAAAACAUCUCAUUUCUUCCAGAGCUCCAGCCUCCACAAGCAGCAGCCAGAUAAGCUCAUAGACACAGAUGUUCUCAUGGAGGAGCUCAGCCAACAGCUGGCAUCGUGCAGCUUUGGUAUACUGGGAAAACCUCUGAGCCAGUUGAGACACACCACACCGAUGCCCCAUGGAGCCAAGAAGGAGGAUGAAGAGGCGGACGAUGAAGACCAUGUUGACGAUGGUGAAAACGAUAAUCCGCUAACAAAUAAUAGAGGUAGGAAGACAACCUUUAUGCAUCAGAGAUCCUCCACAACAACAGCAGAGAAACGCAGCAGCUUGAGCCGGGCUCACACUGUGACCUCGAGAGCCACCACAGAGGCACCGCUGUCAGAUACGGAAUGAACUUCACUUCUGUGUGUGUGUGCAUGUGUAUGUUGUAGGCGUGUAAUGCAAUGCCAUUAUCUGUAUCUGUUUAGUGCUCCAAAAAUUAAUAUCUGUAUUUGUAUUCAGACAAGUGGGUGUAGUCUGUACCAGAAAGGUUUUUUUUUUAUGUUAAUUAGAAACACUGAUAAACACUGAAAUACAAAGCUGCUGUAAAAAAGAAGGCAUAUUUACCCACAAAUUAUAGCAUUAUUUUCUGCAAAUAGCAAUUUGCAAAUGAUCACUUUAUUCAGCUCCUGAACCAGACGCUCUGUGGAACGUUCUUCUGUCUAAUGUGACUAAAUAAGCAAGCGAACUAUUUUUCAAAACACCAAAACACCUUUCCCAAAUCAACAAUCUGUUUGACAACAUUUGACAACAAUAGCCAUCUAAUAACAUUUUAUCAAGUUUACUUUAGUUUUUCAUACAUUCCAGAAAGACCAGAAAAGUUUGCCGGACACACUUUCAGAAUCUGUUAUAAAACUGGGACACAAGCUGUGAGACAAAAGCAGCAUUUCAUUACAAUUCUCAUAUGAUUUUCUGAGAACAGUUUCUUUUAAUUGAAAAGACGAUCAUUUAAGAAUGACAAAAAAUAUACACAAGUUUUACAAUAUUAAAAAAAAUAAUUAAAUGAUUACCUUGCGCACUCUGCGUGAGCUAUAUGGAGCAAUGGCUCAAUAUAUGAACGCAUAUUUCUUUUGUUUGGACAGAAAUAUGGUAGAAAUGUGGGUUUAUUUUGGAGCUCAGUAAGACAGUCAAGUUAAAUCCAAAUAGUUCAUCUCCCAUUGUAUUUAUCAUGCUCUUUUUUACGUUCUGUGAGCAGGGUUGCCAGCUUCUGUGUAUAAUGUCCACGUAUUGCAGAGAUAUACUGCAUUUCAGAAAUGCGCACCACUAUUAACUUUUUUAAAAAAGAAAAAAUAUAUAUGUUCCUUUCCCUAAGCUCGAACAUUUUGGGAUAGUUUCAAGUCUUUUUGUGUGAUUUUUGAGCUAUAGUUGUGGUGGGAAUUUUGUCGAAACCUGGAAAACCUUCCCACAAGCAUCUGCAAGACUGUUCUUUAAAGCUCAGAAUUAAACCUUGUGCAUUUUUUUUUGUUUUGUCCAGUGGGAUUCCACAAUUCCAGCAAACUUUCUAAAAAAAAAAAAACUAUAUUCACCUAUUUUUUGUAUCUGUAUUCAUAUUCUUUUAGGAUGCAUUAUCCAAAUGCAGACAGUGUACUUGUAUUCGAUUACACCCCUAGUAUAUUGAGACCACGUAUUUGAUUAAGAUUCUGCCAUUUUUUUCCCUUAUCAUUUAAUAUUUUUAUUGGUAUGGCAUGUUUUAUAUCAUCCUGUUUGCAUUUUAUAACAGAAAGUCCCUAAAAACUCUAUGAUGAAUCAGUAUUAUACAGUAGUAGUAAAUCCAUCAUCAUAUACACUUAUAUAUUAUAUGAAAUAAAACGUCUUAUGUCCUUUAAGUGCCAAUUUGUUAUUACACAUGACAUUCUAAAUUCACUUCUUUAUUUCAUCGUCGGCAGUCCAUAUGGCGUAGUUAAUGUUUGUGUGCUGAAACUUAUAGAGCCUAACUAAUGAGCAUAGCAGAAGCAGCUUUGCUAUCUCGCUAAAUGAAUGGGUAAUCUGGGCCUUUGUGGUGAGUAAUCUGGGUCUGUAUAGGUCUGCUGAGGAGAGCAGGGCUGCACAGGGUGUGUGUUUGUAUGUGUUGAUUUUGUAGGGACAGGAUGGCAUGGUUUCAUUUCUGAGUGUAGAGUCAAUCACUUUAAACAGAGUCAAUUAGAGUCGAUCGCUUUUAAAAAUCCAGUGUAAUGCAGUUCCUAAUUUGUAGUAAUUGCAAAACCAGGUGGUUAACAUUCUCAGCUGGGUUGUUUUUAAUCACAUUGUGCUGAAAAAUGUCCCUGGGUUGGUUGACAUUUGGACUACUUUUGUUGAUGGUUUAAAUUAGCUUAUGGUGUAACUCAGUGUUACAGUAUGAACUGAUUUAUAUUUGUACCAUAUCUACGGUCAUCUCCGAAAUGAAUGAAUGUUGUAUAAAAUUAACAUUAAACUAACAUUAACAUUCAUCGAUAACACUGAUUCAGAUUUUCACUCCAAAUGAAGAAACUACUAACGUUUUUCUUCUUAGGGAAAUCAUUCUGAUAAGUAUUUCUAUUUUUCUGCAUUACAGUGUUUUCUCUAAAAACAUAGCAAAAUUAUU
This is a messenger RNA of Pangasianodon hypophthalmus (striped catfish), 3668 nucleotides long. RefSeq names its product protein phosphatase 1 regulatory subunit 36. Lineage: Eukaryota; Metazoa; Chordata; Actinopteri; Siluriformes; Pangasiidae. Gene Ontology annotation, biological process: negative regulation of phosphatase activity. The record is from RefSeq and is a predicted model, not a curated record. The transcript is spliced from 11 exons. Bases 122 to 1462 code for a protein of 446 amino acids. Gene Ontology annotation, molecular function: phosphatase binding.